Molecule: messenger RNA, 1123 nt
Organism: Daldinia vernicosa
Lineage: Eukaryota; Fungi; Ascomycota; Sordariomycetes; Xylariales; Hypoxylaceae
Product: nucleic acid-binding protein
Exons: 2
Coding region: 328-858 (176 amino acids)
Biological process (GO): translation
Cellular component (GO): mitochondrion; ribosome
Molecular function (GO): structural constituent of ribosome
Source: RefSeq, a predicted model, not a curated record
CUUCAAUGCUUCUAUUCAUUGUAGGCCGUUACUUUAAACUACGAGUGGAUCCCACCCUACCGCUGAUCUCCUAUCGAUAACUCCGGUGGAAUCUUUUCCCUUACAAGUCCGGCCCGCAGUGGGUGGACCUGGGCAGCCCGUUAUCGUUAUCGUAUCCAAAAUACGUACCGCCAAAAAGAUUUUGGGGCCGUUGGUGGGAUUGUGGAACGAAAUAGAGCUGCUAUUAAGUACUCGACGACGACACGACUUUUGCGCUAGACACAAUACCAAUUGGGCCAAGGGAACCCGAAGAUAUCGCCAGCGGAGUUGGAGCGGAACACCAAAACAAUGGCGUCUGAAGUCGCAGCCGCGGCCGCUAAUGUCGUACGGCGCGCCGGCAAGGAAAUGCACGGCAUCGUGGUGUCCGCCGGGCUCAUGGACAAGACGGUGAAAGUCAAGCUGGGGGGUCUGCGAUGGGAGCCGAGAGUGCAGAAGUUCUUCAAAGAACCCCGAUUCAAACUAGUCCACGACCCAGCCAACUCCGUCCGCCAAGGCGACGUAAUCGCCAUCGAGCCCUCCUGGCGCGUCUCCCAGCACGUCCGCCACGUAGUCAAGCACAUCAUCGCGCCCUACGGCGACCCCAUCGAAGAACGGCCCCCAGUCCCCACCUUCGAAGAGCGCCUCGCCGAACGGGCCGCCAAGCGCGCGGCGAAAGACGAGCGUCGGGCUCUGAGGCGCGCGGAGCAGGCCAAGAUUGCCGCGGAGGAGAGGGAGGCGUUGCUGGAGGAGAAGAGGAAACGAUUGGAGGAAAGGGAGAGGGAGAGACUAGAGAGGGAGAGACUAAAAGGGGCGGAGACGACGCUGAGUGAUGUUGACUGAAACGAACGAAUAAAUGAAUAUCUUAUCCGUCGGAAGAAGGAAGGAUGAAAGAAAGAAAGAAAGGGGUUUAUGAUCUAGGGCGAUAAAAGCCCGGGCUAGCUGGCCAGCUACGAUGACCGAACUGCGACUGUGACAGCGAAAGAUAACUGCAGUUCCACGCGGUAAACCUGUAUAUACCGGAGUCACCUGCAUGUAACAUACCUACAUAUAUGUACAACCACUAUUCAGUAACGGCUCUAGUUUACUGCCAUGUGAAAAGAUAUAU